AUGGACGAUGACGUUCUCCGUUUCUUUAGCCGCUCUACACACUGCAAACCGGAUGUCAUGAAGCAAAUUCUUAAUGAUAUUGGCACAGUUUGUCUUGCGAUGAAACUAUCGUGUCGUGUUUCAACAUGGGGCGCGACACAGCAAGUUAAGCUCUGCAUAUACGGUGGCCUUCCCGUUGUCAUGAGUAUUGAUUCCAAUGACUUUUCGAAUGACAGUAGCAAGGCGGUUCAAACAUGUCGUUACACCUUGCCCAUUCAAAUUUGGUUGACCCAUCAAUAUCCUAUAGAUCCACCUUUGAUUUUCCUUUUUGGUACAGAACCUGGGUGCAAAAUUGCAAGCAAUCACAAGUACGUGGACGCCACUGGGCGCUGCCAUACACCUGAGCUAGCAGCGUGGCAACCAGCAUCUUCGUCUCUCUCCACUACUCUUGAAAAGCUGGUGCGGGAACUCGAGGAGGAAGGUGUGUUCCCGCUCUGUAUUGAUCCAGAGGUUGUGGAAUGCAGUGCCAUGGCGAAUUCAGCAAGUCACUCACGAAUUUCUCGUAAAAAUGAGGACGAUGACAAUGUAGCUGUUAGCGAGAAUGACCAAUGCGUGAUUUGUUUUAAUGCCAAGGACACUGUGCUGGUUCCGUGUGGUCAUUACUCCUUGUGCGGCGCAUGUGCAACGAACGUGUCUCACUGCCCUUUGUGUCGCGAGACUGUAAAGUUCCGGCAGCACAUUUUUCAUUAA
Molecule: messenger RNA, 729 nt
Organism: Trypanosoma grayi
Lineage: Eukaryota; Euglenozoa; Kinetoplastea; Trypanosomatida; Trypanosomatidae
Exons: 1
Coding region: 1-729 (242 amino acids)
Biological process (GO): protein modification process; protein transport; endosome to lysosome transport
Cellular component (GO): ESCRT I complex
Molecular function (GO): ubiquitin binding
Source: RefSeq, a predicted model, not a curated record